AUGUUAGAAGGUGCAAAAUCAAUGGGUGCCGGAGCUGCUACAAUUGCUUCAGCGGGAGCUGCUGUCGGUAUUGGAAACGUCUUCAGUUCUUUGAUCCAUUCCGUGGCGCGAAAUCCAUCAUUGGCUAAACAAUCAUUUGGUUAUGCCAUUUUGGGCUUUGCUCUAACCGAAGCUAUUGCAUUGUUUGCUCUAAUGAUGGCCUUUUUGAUCUCAUUCGUAUUCCGA
This is a messenger RNA of Cucumis sativus (cucumber), 225 nucleotides long. The record is from the annotation of a RefSeq genome assembly. Lineage: Eukaryota; Viridiplantae; Streptophyta; Magnoliopsida; Cucurbitales; Cucurbitaceae.